Molecule: messenger RNA, 3162 nt
Organism: Fundulus heteroclitus (mummichog)
Lineage: Eukaryota; Metazoa; Chordata; Actinopteri; Cyprinodontiformes; Fundulidae
Product: hemicentin-1
Exons: 10
Coding region: 130-1200 (356 amino acids)
Source: RefSeq, a predicted model, not a curated record
CCGGAAGGCUGAGUUUUUAUUGCUCAUGGGAAACUGAAAGUUAAAGAUUCAGUCAGACUGAGAGGAGAGGAGAGGCUCCACGGUGUUUUACAGAACGCUACGAUUGUUAGCAGGCAGAUUAAAGCAGCGAUGGAGAUGGAGCUUCUUUUACUGCUGACCAUCUGCCUUCUGAUGUUUAGUGGGAAAACGUUUGGUAAUGAAACCGGUCAUGUCAAGAUAAUCAUCAAGGAGGAUGAGGAUGUCAUCCUACCUUGCUCUCUCAAAACAAUUUAUGAAGAUGACAAAACAAUUUUUGACUGGAAAAAGGAUGUCAAGGAUGUGUUAUUAUAUGAGAGUGGCACAGUUAACCCUUCCACUCAACAUGAUCAGUUUAGAGGUCGAGUCUCUCAUUUUCGAAAUGGGGCAAAGUCUGAAAAUGCUUCAAUAAAAAUAAUAAAAACAAAGGUGUCCGAUAGUGGACAUUACACCUGCUUUGAUAUUAUCCAAAGUCCUCCAGAGAAACGUAACCAAGUAGUGCUUACUGUUGAAUACAUCUUAAAGGACAGAACAGGAGAACCGACAGCUGGUGCAUAUGCAAAACCAUCAGUCAAAAUAGUCAAUCAAAAUAAUCACUGGGCACUGCUGAAAUGUCAAGUUCUUGAUGCUUUUCCUAAACCCACCGUAGUCCUGUACAACAGUGCCGGAAAUAAGGUUUCUGACAAAGAACCAUCAGACAGUACAAAAGGAGAUCGCUAUGAUGUGCUCCUGGAGACCAAAGUGACCACGACAGACAACUAUACCUGCGUAGCCACACAAGAGGAACUUCACCAUCAGUUUAAUGACACUACAUUUGUACAUUUUGGAGGACACUUAAGUCAAUUGGCUAAACCAUCAGUCAGAACUGUCGGUCCAACUGUUGGUGGGUUACUUCUGAGCUGUGAAGUUCAUGGUGCUUCUCCUAAACCCAUCGUAGUCUGGUAUGACAGAGCUGGAAACAAUGUUUCUAAUAGAGCACCACAGGUCAGUGAAAAUGGAGGCCUCUACGAUGUGAUCCUGGAGACCACAGUGACCAAGACAGACAACUAUACCUGCGUAGUCACACAGGAGGAACGUCACCAUCAGUCUAAAAUAACUACAUUUGUAGAAAGAAGUAGAGGAAUCUCAGUUACUCCCAGUUUGGUCCUCAUUGGAAUUACCAUUAGAGUUCUUACUGGAGUUUAAGUACUACAAAAAAAUAACUCUUCAGCCUCAAAGUUUUAAUAAUGUAUCAAUUAAGGAAAGACAGAUGACAAGACCCUUGUCCCAACAACCAAAUGAUGCAGAGCUGAAACCAAUCAAUGACGUCACAAAUCAUCUAAGCAAAGCAACAGUGAGAUGAAAGAGGAGUUACUUCAACUCAAAAUAAAUUUGCUAUUUCUAUUAAAAGUUCAGAUUUAAAAAACAAAUUAAACUAAGAUCAUACUUGCAUGUGGUUUUGUUUCUUACUGAUUUAUUCACAAAUUCAUAUUUUUUAUUGAAGAACAUAUUGUAAAAGUUUAUUGAACGUAGUAAAACCUUUUUGUGAUUCAAGCAUUUUUUUCUCUUUGAUACAGCUUUAGCUACUCUUUUCUGUUGGACAGAAAUUGAUAGUUAGAGGCAGAACAGAUUGUUGGCUUCUAUUAAAUUAAACCCAGUGUCUCAGACCACGAUUUAGUAAAAUAUAUAUUUACAUUUUCAACAAAGUUAGUUUCUUCAGUACUGCCUGCCACUGCUGCUGAUUCAGUGGCGUCUGUUUUGACCAAAUCUAUGUGGCGUUUACUGAUUUAUGAGUUAGGUUUAGUGAAUGACAGUGAGGACAGCUUUAUGUUUCUUUCUUGUGGCUGGUGUUCAUUUUGACAAUUCCCAAUCAUCACAGAAUUAUGAUUAGCUGUAUAUUUGUUAAAAAUCAGAUUUUUACUGUUUUAUGCAUAAAUCUCUUAUUUUUUGUCUGCUUUUGUAUUUUAUGUUGAAUAUUGAUUUUAUUGUGUUCUUAUUAAAUGUUAAACUGAAAGGAAUCUCAUGAAAAUGUUAUCCCUGUGAUCCGUGUAUGUAUUUAAAUCAAUUUUAUGCACUGCUCUUUGUUUUCCUCUCUACAUUAUUUUAGUCAGUUUUUGUUUUUAACUGAGAGGCAGAGCCAGUGACACCAACUUUCUAUAGUCUCUCUGGUAAUCACAUUGGCUUGUUAGCCUUGUCAUUUUGACUAAUGGAUAUUUGCAGCACUCAUCAUUUGAUUUUCUGUUUGAGCUUUGCAAAUGAUUAGUUCCAUAACAAGUGGAAUUACAUCCUCCAGAGUGUGCAUCAUGUAAUGUGGUAAAACUUUUUAUCAAAAUAAAGCAAGCAAUCAAAAAGAGAGGAAUUAUACAUACCAUGUGUUGCUUUAUCAUCAUGAUUCUUUGAAUGCAUGUAAAACAGCACUGAUGAAUGUAAAAAAAUAAAUAAAUAAAAGCUAUCUUCCUUGAACAAGUGCCUAAUAUCAUGGUCAUACAAUAGCGACAAUCUCUACCUAAGUUAAAUUACAUUGUAAAUCCACCGAUCAUAAGAGCUGGCACGUUAUCACCUGAUGCAGUUGUAAUGAAUUGUACUCUGGGAACCAGAUAUUCAAUGAAACACAGUGUGGCUAGUUUUAAAAAGUUUAUUUAAGAGUGUGAUGAUGGACAAGACAGGCAGAUGAAAGUAGGACCAGCUAGAGAUGGUGGGAAAUGGCUGACCAGGUGAUGACAGAGACAGAUCUUGACCAGAGCAGAAGCAGAUGAGUUUUCCAGAGGAGCAGAGCAAGCACUGGAUCCAAACAGAACGAUGGUCUAGCAGGGCGAGCACAGGAACAACAGGUGAUGCAGAGCAGAUUCAGGGAAACGCAUGCAGACGAUGAGUUGAGACAAUCCAGUAGGGGGCGGUUGCAUGAGCCAGGUAUAAGCAAGUGAAGUUCCAGGGGAAUGGCUUGGAGAAAAUGAGCUGCAGCAGGUGUGACUGAUUGUGAUGAGAGGAGUUUGUAAUGGAGAGGGAACAACUAGUUAGUCCAAAAACAUACACUCUAACAAACACAAACAUACACUAUGACAACAGUUGCAAGAGCAGCCUGAUUUGUGUGCUCAGUGUCAUCAAGUAUAAAGACAACAAUUGCAAGUUUUUCAAGAUGCAUUGUUACAUUGUAGCCUACAUUGCUUA